AUGGAUAGAAGGAAUGAAACAUUGACCGAUUUCUUUCUCUUGGGGAUUUUCCCAGAGCUGUGGUACAUCAGCAUCUUCGUCAUCUUCAUUAUUGUAGUCUAUGUCAUCGCCAUCACUGGAAAUUUGACCCUUAUUUUACUGAUCUGGAUGGACUCCCGCCUCCACACUCCCAUGUACAAACUGCUCAGCCAUCUCUCUCUCAUUGAUUUGGCCUUAAUUUCCACAACGGUCCCAAAGACGGUCAUCAACUUUUUCUCUGCAAACAGAACCAUCUCAAAAGUUGGCUGUGGAACCCAGAUUUUCUUCUUCUUUGCUCUUGGGGGUGGUGAGUGUGUCCUUUUGAUGCUCAUGUCCUGUGACCGCUAUGUGGCCAUCUGCAACCCCCUGAGAUAUGCAGUCAUCAUGAGCCCCAGAGUCUGCCUGCAGAUGGCCCUCGUGUCCUGGGGUGCAGGUGCCUUCAAUUCCCUUGUCAACACCCUCUACACCAUGCACUUCCCCUUCUGUGGCUCUAGAGACAUCCACCACUUCUUCUGUGAGAUGCCUGCUGUCCUCAAACUCUCUUGCGAGGACACUUCCUUGUAUGAAGUGGUGGUAUCUGUCAUCUGCAUUGUGUUCAUUCUUCUCCCUUUAGGACUCAUCACGACUUCCUACCUACUCAUCUUCCUCACCAUCCUCCGCAUGAAUUCACCAGAGGGCAGGAAGAAAGCCCUGGCCACAUGUUCUUCUCAUCUGGCUGCAGUGAGCCUCUACUACGUACCAGCCAUGAUCAUUUACAUGAGCCCCCACUCCUUUCACACUUGGGAGCAGGACCAAAUACUCUCCAUGAUCAACACCAUCUUUACCCCCAUGCUCAACCCCCUCAUUUACAGUCUGAGGAACAAGGAGGUUCUGGAUGCUCUGAGAAAAGUAAUUAGCAGAAGAUUCAUCUUCCCAUAG
This is a messenger RNA of Choloepus didactylus (southern two-toed sloth), 936 nucleotides long. Its product is annotated as olfactory receptor 2T10-like. Gene Ontology annotation, molecular function: olfactory receptor activity; G protein-coupled receptor activity. The coding region runs from base 1 to 936 and encodes 311 amino acids. The record is from RefSeq and is a predicted model, not a curated record. The transcript has a single exon. Gene Ontology annotation, cellular component: membrane. Lineage: Eukaryota; Metazoa; Chordata; Mammalia; Pilosa; Megalonychidae. Gene Ontology annotation, biological process: G protein-coupled receptor signaling pathway.